UCAUUUCGCUACUAAUGUCACUACGGCGCUAAUCCUUUUCUCGCUUCCUCCUUCACAGCUGGUUGAAAUUCAACCAACAUUGAACACAGUCCCUUAAGGCUCUGCGUCACAUACUUUUACAGCCUCGAAAAUGUCCCCUGACCCCAUACUGAAGCCUACGGUCCCUGGAGAAGAGCCAGAGGAAGUUGACGAAGGCGAGGAGAGUGACGAAUAUGAAGUUGAGGUUUGCAAAAUAUUUUCCGAUAAUUCUAGACUCGUGCUUAUAUUUUGUGCAUCUAAACUCGCUGUUGUCUUCGUACAACAAUUGUGUUUACCUCCUUUUCUGUCAACAGGGCGAAGAAGAAGAGCAAGGUGGCUCGCCCCACCCAGUUGGAGCUGAAGAAGACGAUGAGGAGGAUGGAGAGGAAGGAGGUGCCGCAUCAAGGAGUAAACCAAGUUUGACGGCGCUACUGGUUGGCGAGAAUGGCACGUCAGCCUCAGCUGCUCUUGCUGAUGAGGAUGAGGACGCCGAGGACGACGACGAGUAUUUCGAGGAAGACGAAGACGAGCCUCCUACUUCUGCUGGCGGCUUGAAGCGUUAUGCGGAUGAAAUCAGUGAAGCAGACGAAGAAGAGGAAGAAGAGGAAGAUGGCGGAGCUGCAAAGAGGGCACGAGUUGGCUGAAGACCAUAAAAAUGUAAUAACAACACGCGUACGAUGCGAUUAAGUCUUAUUAUUUCCUAUUUCCUGUUUCUCAGAAGAUGUUGGCUAUACUAGUGGGUAGUAGGAUAUCUACGGUUAUGUACUUACAUAGAUGUAGACGUACUUGGCAGACCCCCGGUCUCUUGCACUGUAACCAACCUAAAGGUGUACGUAUGGUGCACUCAAAAACCGCA
This is a messenger RNA of Suillus subalutaceus, 874 nucleotides long. RefSeq lists its product as uncharacterized. Bases 213 to 662 code for a protein of 149 amino acids. Lineage: Eukaryota; Fungi; Basidiomycota; Agaricomycetes; Boletales; Suillaceae. The transcript is spliced from 3 exons. The record is from RefSeq and is a predicted model, not a curated record.